AUGAGCUCAUCAAACAACUCAAAUUCAAAUAACUCAUCGAUUAGUCGCAAAAGUCAAUCGCUUAAGCGUCGGGUCUCUCAAAGCAUAUAUCGUCCAAACUUUUACCGACAACGGAGUCAAAGUUGUGGGGAUUAUGGACACCGUAUUAAUGAAGCCAUCGAUGAGGACAGUGAUGAUGAACGCGAGAUACAGAUUCACGUGAUUAGACGCAAAAGUUUGGCCAUCAAUGCAAACGGAAAUGUAUGCAACGGACCCGUUGGUGGGACGUGUCCUAAGGGCGCUGUAUGUCCGCUAUCACAGGUCGAUGAGAUUGUGCCAACCGGUACGCCAACUAUCAUAAGAAAAGAUGAUAAUAAAAAUGAAUUGAUUAUAAGUAUUCCGGUUCUUAUGGAUGACAACAGUUCCAUAAAUAAUGCAAAAUUCAAAGAAGCCUUUGAAGAUCCCCAUCCUUACGGCGAGCCUCAGAUGCAGAGUUCGUGGACUGUAUUGAAGCAAAUGUUAAUACCAUUCCUUAUAGCGGGCAUUGGCUCUGUUGGCGCCGGUAUUGUAUUGAAUGAUGUGCAGCAUUGGCCCGCAUUUAUAGCCAUUCCGCAGUUGAUAAUAAUGGUGCCAUCGUUUCUGGGACUCAUCGGCAAUAUUGAGACAACACUGGCCUCCCGGCUCUCAACUCACGCCAAUUUAGGCACUUUAGACGUCUUCUCACAACUCAAGUCUAUGAUUAUCGGCAACUCUGCGGUCGUCUUAUGUCAGGCGGCGACUGUUGGUCUGUUCGCCGCGUUUGCAUCGCUGGGCAUAUCCUACUUAAAGGCCCAAAAGGAUACGGAGCUCAGCCUCGGGGAACUCAUACUACUUUUGUGCGCCAGUUCUGUCAGCACUAGUGUUGCGGCUAAUAUUAUACUGGCCACUGCUAUCAGCUUGGUUAUCAUCAUCGCCAGGAAAGUCAAUAUUAAUCCCGACAACAUCGCGACUCCGAUCGCAGCCUCCAUGGGUGAUGUCUGUACGAUCACAAUACUGGCGCUAAUCAGUGAUUUCCUAUACAAGCGAACAAUAGCGGGCAGUGCGUGGAUUCCAAUGGUAAUACUGGUGGCAUUCCUAUUGUCUGCGCCCAUCACUGGUUUCAUAGCCCGAAGG
Messenger RNA from Oppiella nova, 1131 nucleotides. NCBI's taxonomy places the organism in Eukaryota, Metazoa, Arthropoda, Arachnida, Sarcoptiformes, Oppiidae. The record is from the annotation of a GenBank genome assembly.